AUGAAUCAAUUUGAUGAGUUUAUAGACGAGACUGAUAAAAAGUUAAAUAUCGAUACAAGCACACAGAUAUCCGUAUCAAAUAGCCAUCAAGAUGAUGAUCUCCCGAAGGUUGACUCUGUCUUAUCUAGUCCCAAGUCACCGAUAAUAAACAAUACUUCUAAGUUUAACUUGCAACGCCAGAAAACCCCAACUGGAAUUGUUGAUCAUCCAUUAAAGAACUCUGGAUCAAUACCUGACAAAGAACUAGAUUUGAAAUUGAUAGCAAAUAAAGAUGUAGUACCUGAACAAAUACCUACGACAGGGCCUUUAGAGACUGUUCCUGUUACAAGAAGUGUCAUCCCAAAGAGGAGAAGCGUCAUGUUGAACAAACGAAGAUCGCUUAUACAACCAGUUAUGGCACCAAUAUCUCCAGAAAAUUUUAUUAACAAGUCAGGUGUAUUGGAGGAUAACAUUUUAAAACCAAGUGAUGAUGUUCCGGCCAGAAAGUACAGUAUCGGUAAUUCGAAUAUAAUAGAUCCUGAACAUGUUCAACUUUCAGUUCAUUCUAGAAGUAGUUCCUUGACGUCAAGUUCUACAAAUUUGGAUACUACAGAUAUCAACACCUUAUUGAAGAGCCUGGCUAGUAAAGAAAUGGAUUUAUUUGAAAGUAAACAAAAAAUUGAAGAUUUAAGGAAACAAUUAAGUCAACAGCAGAAAAUGUACGACCAGCAUGCUAAGGAAUUACAACAACUGAAAACACAAGUUACAAAACACCUAAGCGAAAAUGUCAAUGUUGCAGGUAGUACCAUUUCGAGUCCAGUAAAUGUACCACAAAUACAAAAACCACCAAUCGAUUCGUCGAGCGUCCAACAACCUAUUCCCAGUAAUACGACAAAUCCUACAUCUCCAAAAUUGGAAAAAGAUAAUAUAAAUGGCUUAUAUCGUCGUGGUACAAGAACAUUAAGACCAAAAAAAAAUGGAACUCCAUCCAUCAAUAAGACAAAAGAAAUACCUAUUUCACCAGAAAGUAUAGCAGAACCUCAGCCUUCAGAACAAGAAGAGGAAUCGACAUGGAAUAAACCGUUCGCCAUGUUCAACCAGUUUGAUCAAAUAUUACAGAAUGAAUUAGAAAAAUCAUUGAAUUGGGAUAGUGAAACAGAUAAUGAUUCUCCAGAAAAAUUAGAUAGAUUCCGUGGUGCUAAUGUAUUUAACCCAACAAACACUGUAUCGGAAGAUACCUCAUCUUCUGCAAAUCCAAGUCUAUCAAAAUCCUUAUGGAGCUUUGUCGAUACUGUAAGAUCUGGUCUUCUUGGAAUCGAUGAAAAUGAAGAGUAUGAGAAUGAAAAUAUCAGUAAGAAAGUUGCAUCUCCUAAUGAAAGAGGUUAUUCAAACCAAUCUAGCAAUAGUACAAUGAAGCAGUUUAAAACCGCUCAAAAGAGUCAAGGAAAUAAAUUACAGUUUAUUGGCGAUAUAAAGGACAAUAAUCAAGAGUCGAUUCGCCGAAAUGUAGAGAUGAAGGAUUUUUAA
Maudiozyma barnettii is the source of this 1506-nucleotide messenger RNA. RefSeq names its product Tda11p (gene TDA11). The record is from RefSeq and is a predicted model, not a curated record. The transcript has a single exon. The coding region runs from base 1 to 1506 and encodes 501 amino acids. NCBI's taxonomy places the organism in Eukaryota, Fungi, Ascomycota, Saccharomycetes, Saccharomycetales, Saccharomycetaceae.